Archocentrus centrarchus (flier cichlid) is the source of this 1804-nucleotide messenger RNA. RefSeq names its product stress-associated endoplasmic reticulum protein 1. Gene Ontology annotation, cellular component: endoplasmic reticulum. NCBI's taxonomy places the organism in Eukaryota, Metazoa, Chordata, Actinopteri, Cichliformes, Cichlidae. Bases 203 to 403 code for a protein of 66 amino acids. The transcript has 3 exons. The record is from RefSeq and is a predicted model, not a curated record. Gene Ontology annotation, biological process: endoplasmic reticulum unfolded protein response.
ACUGGCCCACUAGUUCCGGGGUUAGCGCUGGCUCAGUUAGCAUCCAGCAGCAGUUAGCGAUAACACGGAACCAGAGCAGGCUGACGGUCCUCUCCUCCGGGACGUCCUCCUCUGCUACCAGCGCACCUCCUGCCUCCGGAUCCCGGCUGCUCCUACCUCCUCCUCCGUCCUCCUGGUCCGGAUCGGUCGUUAAGCCCGAAGCAUGUCGGCAGUGCAGCGGAUGAAAGUGGCGAACGAGCGGCACAGCAAGACGAUCACACAGCGGGGACACGUCCAGAAAACAUCGCGGCCGGUGAACGAUGAAAAGUCUCCGGUGGGGCCGUGGCUGCUCGCUCUGUUCGUCUUUGUGGUUUGUGGAUCAGCCAUCUUCCAGAUCAUCCAGAGCAUCAGGCAGGGCAUGUGAUGACCUCUGACCCCUGAGGAGCUGAGCCUGAUGCAUGGAGGGAGGGAGGGGCACGUCGCCUUCAUCGCACACAUGCCCAUGCACACAUAUACACACGCACACACAAACACACACACACCUGUGGAGCCUGAACUCCUCCCUCUCUCUCUGCAGCACAUCGUUUGCUUGUCGAUGAAGCCGAUCGAUCACGUGUUGCUGAUCACUUCCUGUCAGAUGAAGUCUUAAACCUCGUUCCCGUCUCCUCUGCGGUUCUCGCUCCAUGAUUUAAAGGAACAAACCGCUCUUUCUCCCGCUGUCGCCUCCUGAAUGAGCUCGUGUCUCAGGCGGUCGCUCUGCCUCCACGACCCCGGCGACCUCCAGGCUCCUUUACUCACAGAUAUUUGACCUUCAUUUGAAAACUUGAAAUUCAGCCCAAAGUUUCUGAUUUUAAACAAUAAAAGCCUGAGAGCAGCAGCCCAGCCUGGAAGGCUUUUAAUGUGAAAAGUUUCCAAAUUAAAAGCCUGACAGAAACACGUCCUUCAGUUUGGGUUCAUAUUCUUUGUUGUAUAUUUUUGUUCUUGUCGUUAAUAAAUCUCAGUCAGUGAUUUUAAAGCUGCUUCCUGUAACAGCUGAUCAGGGUUCAGUGUUUAAAGCACUUCCUGUUUAUUCUGAGGAGCAGCUUCAUCCCUGAUGAUCCACAUUUCAUCUCUGGAGCUCUGAAGAAGCAGCUGAGAUGUUUCAGGGUCCUGUGAGUCCCAGCUGAUCAGUGUGACCUUCUCACAGACUGAACCAGCUGGACCUCAGCAGGAUGAACUACAGGAAGUCCUCAGUUUGAGCUCAGAGUUAAAUCUGCAGAUCAGAGCUUCAGCAGCACGACUCUGAUCCAAACAUGUAGUUCAGUCUGAUCCCAGAGCAGCAGUUAUGUGCAGAGCGUGAAGCAGCUGAAGCAGAGCCACGAGGAAGAGCUCAGACUGUGGGCGGGGCUUACAGACGCCUCAGGUGUCCUCGUGAUGAUCUCUGCUUUCAGCUCUGGUUUCCUGAAGUCCUUCAGAGUCGAUGACUCGGCUUUAAUGCAGACGAAGAGCUGAACUGAGGUCAUCGGGGUCAGAAUGAGUCACAGACUAAUUUUCCCCUCAAACGCUGAGUUAAAGCACACAGGAAGUGAUCUGAAUGCAGCUUCCUGUCGGGCCGUCAUGUGAUCUCUGCGUAGGGCUGUAAAAACAGCGGUUUGCUCCUUUAAACCCCGCCCCCUCCUCUCUUUGUGCUGACAGCGACUCUGAAUCCACACACUCUCAGUCCUGCUGGGAACGAAGGAAAAACGAGCUCCACAAACUUCCUGCUGAUGUUUCCGUGUUCGGAGAGGUUCCUCCGGCCGGACGACGCUCCGCUUUUCUACAAAAUAAACCUCAGAUAUUUUCUCUA